Messenger RNA from Trichoderma aggressivum f. europaeum, 1488 nucleotides. RefSeq lists its product as uncharacterized. The record is from RefSeq and is a predicted model, not a curated record. The transcript has 8 exons. Bases 1 to 1488 code for a protein of 495 amino acids. Lineage: Eukaryota; Fungi; Ascomycota; Sordariomycetes; Hypocreales; Hypocreaceae.
AUGCCCGACUCACUGUUUAAUAUUUUAACCACAAAUGCCGUGGAUCUACAGCGGCUUCUAGCGGACAACAAGCUCACCAGCGUCCAGAUUGUCCAACAGUGCUUGGACCAAAUAGAUCGCCAUGAAUCAGCUCUUAAUGCCCUCAUCUCCCCCGCACCCCGCGAUAAAGUGUUGCGCGCUGCUGCGGCCUUGGAUGAAGAGCGCAGCAGUGGCAGCGUACGUGGUCCAUUUCACGGAAUCCCGAUUGUCCUCAAGGACAGCUUCAUCACCGCUUCCAAUCUUGGGAUGAGCAACACCGCAGGAUCAUGGGCGUUUGUCGGGGCCAGGGCCAGCAAAAACUCUGCCAUUGCGCAGUUGCUGAUAGAUGCUGGUCUAAUAAUCAUAGGAAAGGCUAAUAUGACGGAGUUUGCUGGCAUGAAAACGACAAAGAUGAUGCCGGGAUGGUCCAGCCAUGGCGGCCAAACAUUAUCUCCCUACGUGGGCAAGAUUGAAGAAAAUGAAACCUUACUAGGACACUCGGCCCCAGGAGGAUCCUCCACCGGCUCUGCAGUUGCUGUGGCAGCUGGCUUUAGUCCUCUAGCAAUGGGCACAGAAACAAUCGGAUCCAUCAUCACCCCUUCGACGCGUGCCGGCCUCUACUCUCUCAAAGUUACAACUGGCGCUCUGGAUACCACUGGUACAUACUCAAUGACGGACUUCUUUGACAGCGUAGGACCCAUGGCAAAGAGCUCCGCAGACGUGCGAACAAUGGCCGAGAUUCUACUACAACGCACUUUUAAUUCUCCAGAUUUCGGAUCUUGGAAAGGAUUAUCCGUCGGAUUUCUGGACCCCAACGUGUGGAAAAUGGCGAAGGAGAUGUGCCCGCCUCACGAAGGCACUGCAGAACAAAUGGUGGAAGACUACGAAAACGUCGUCAAACUCCUUCAGAAAGAUGGCUGCUCGUUGAAAUACCCUGUCAAAAUUGCUGACGUCGAUGAGUUGACUGUGAAUGGAGAAGACGCCAUCAUGCCCAUCGCAUUCUGGGAAUUUAAAAACGUAGGCAUACUCCGCUUCAUCGAGUCGUUUGACGAAUGCCCAGUCCGCAGUGCAGAGGAUAUUGUCAAAUUCAACAAAGAAAACAGCGAAAAAACAAUGCCCCCGCCAUUCACCGAACAAGGCGAUCUCGAAAAAACUCUCGGCUGCAACGACGACCCAGCAAAGAUUGAGGGGUUACGAAAGGGGCUCCGACAGGUAGGCCAACAGAUAAUCAGCACUGCCUUCGACACCCAGGGCGUGAACCUUAUCGUGGCUCCCGGCGAUAGUUCUCUGUGUAUACACGCGGCCGCAGCAGGUUAUCCACUCGCAACGGUGCCUGUCGGUCAAUUGCGUUACAACGGACGACCAUUUGGCUUGUGUAUAUUGGCUAGAGCAAACGAAGAAGAGCUAUUAUUGCGUUUCAUGGCGGCAUACGAGGCAGUUGCUGCGCCUCGUCCGGUGCCGAACCUGUAA